Messenger RNA from Hyalella azteca, 2062 nucleotides. Its product is annotated as glycosylated lysosomal membrane protein-like. NCBI's taxonomy places the organism in Eukaryota, Metazoa, Arthropoda, Malacostraca, Amphipoda, Hyalellidae. The record is from RefSeq and is a predicted model, not a curated record. Bases 1 to 258 code for a protein of 85 amino acids. Gene Ontology annotation, cellular component: lysosome. The transcript has 2 exons.
AUGUGUAUAAGAGACAGGUNNAGCUACACUGUGUGGUCGUUCACGGCGGGGUCCGGCUCACCGCCCACUGAGGGGCUGUCAACGAACGUGCUCAUCGUGAUCGUGGUGGGCCUGGGGGUGCCGGUGCUGGCCAUGCUGCUGGCGGGCAUCGGGCUCGCCGUCUGGAAGUGUCGUAAGGGCCGCAGCGCCGAUCACGAGGCACUCCUCUCACAAGAAGAGGAUGGGGCACAGGCCCCAGACGUGCAGAGGCAGAUAUAAUUUCAGUCAUCUGGACAAACGUCUCUUGCCCAGAGAGAAAGUGUGGGCAACUGAUACGAACAGCUUUCAUUUGUUGGGCUUGUACACUUUUUGCGUAUCAUGAUUAUUUAUUGCGUAUUUUUGUACUUAGUUUGCCGUGUUGUAAGUGAUAGAAAGUUGUGAUAACAAAGGAAUCACUUAUGAUAAAGAAUUGAGAUUGGAUGUUUAUAUUGUGGUUCAUUUUCUUGACAUUUUCGUUGAAUUAAAAGAAUAAAAGUAUGGUCUUUCCAAGAUGUUCUCCCCCAUAUGAUGCUGGUAACUCUAGUCAACUUGACGAGGCUCGUGAAACUUUGCGGAUGAACCCUCAUGAUUAGCUUUGUAAACUUUCAUGUAGAAGCUUUGUUAAUAUGGUUCAAUCAUAAAUGGAGCUUUGGCUUUAAUUGCACAUGUAUCAUAAUUUCAAUUUCUGUCACGUCCAGCAAAUUUUUAAUCUUCCAAGUUGAAUUUAACUAAAAACCGCGACGAGUAGCAGGCGAGUCUUGAGCUAACCUAGAGGCUGCGUUGCAGGUGAUAGCAGUGGAAUGCUGCGGCCGUGACAUAAGCAUGACGAGUUUCAUUCACAUGAACAUCUAAGUGUAGAAUUAUCCGUGGGUUUAGGAAGGUACGUCAUUCCUGCAAUAAUCAGCUUCAUUCUGAUGUUUGUGAUGCUAGACUAAUUUUUAUCUUAGUUUUUUAUGAAGUUUUAGAUUAGCGAUUAGCGCUAAUAGAAAGUAUCUACGAAAUCAUUAAGCAAAUCGUUGCGGAUAAUUUAGGUGUAUCUAUCAGUUCAUUUGGCCUGGGUUUUUGCAGGAAAUUAGUUAGUAUGCGGUAUUCUUGUGAGGAAUGUUGGUCUGACAACACCUGGUGCCGUCACUGGUGUUGAUUCUGUUCUUUGUUCCCGAGGCGCGAACAAUUCUGUUAUUAAAUCGUGAACUGAAUAUUCAGUUACGACCAAUGUAUGAAUAUUCAAUUACUCCAUUACAUAUGAUAAAUAUUGCGCACUGUUUGGUAUGUGUCAAGAAUUUUUUCCAUCGUUCGAUCCGAAAUAGUUUAUAAUAAAUCUGGGAUACUUUUCUUGUCUGUGCGCGUUUCUUGCCAUUCGAUCUUCAUGUGCUGCUCUACUUCUUUGCGUGUCGUGUACAAUUCGUUUGAAGAAACUUGUAUUGUGUCAAUCUAUUCAAUGAAUUCUCCUCACUUCGCCUCCUUGAGUGCCCGUAGUCUGUAGUUAGCAAGCUAUUAUGCUUAGCUUGCUGUGGCGGUUGAUUUAGUGGAAGAAUCAGCGUUAGAAUUGGUGGCAUUGUUAGCUACGAAGUUUCCUUAUGUUCAUGUGUGCCCUUUUAUAUUUUCGUUACAGUGUAAUGGUUGUUCCCUUUCCUGCUAUAUUCUUAGCCACUUCUAUUUAUCUCUUAGCUUACGUCCCUAGGAAGUACUCGAGCGCAGGAAAAUUUCUGUUAGAAGAUUGCCAGGGAAAUUAUGUGAUGUAAGCAAAGAGUUAGUGAAGUUUGUGUUUCUUGUCAGCCGCUCGCCACUUUGUACUCCAUUUAUUGUGUGAGGGCGUGACGAUAUUUGCUCAAUUGUGUUGUCUUGCUGCGCUGGGUGGUUGUGAACUCCGAAGCUCAAUAGGAAAUGCCAGGUUAUUAUUGCAUCGCGUGCACCGAGUUUGGAGCCAAAGUUGCAAUGAUCGCUCUGUUUCAUUUUAUGUGCAUCAUGAGAAUUUGAUGAACCAAUGCAUAUAUCUUAAUAUGAAAUAUACGUGAAUUUUCAUUAAAAUAUUUUUUCAACUUUA